Molecule: messenger RNA, 299 nt
Organism: Periconia digitata
Lineage: Eukaryota; Fungi; Ascomycota; Dothideomycetes; Pleosporales; Periconiaceae
Source: the annotation of a GenBank genome assembly
AUGAAGCUAGUCGAAGUGCGGUUUAGUGGAGUGCACGUGCACCAGAUCCUUCUCUUAACAAUUCCUUCGUCGAGUCUUUUCUUCUCUCCCACAUUCGCAAUUGUACGAUACAAGGCGGUUUCUGUCUUGUUCUGCCCCCACCUUCAUGUCUAUCCCUCCUCGUCAAUGAUCCUUCAAUUGCGCGUCAGCGUGUGCUACCUACAUCGCCUCACACCAUCGGCAGUUUAGCACGCUGCACAGCCCCGGCAUUGUCGAUGUAUCAUGCCCGUAGGAGGGGCCCGAUCGACGCAAUGAUCGUC